Pygocentrus nattereri (red-bellied piranha) is the source of this 2036-nucleotide messenger RNA. It is a transcript of the gene shtn1, whose product is annotated as shootin 1. The record is from RefSeq and is a predicted model, not a curated record. Gene Ontology annotation, molecular function: actin binding. The transcript is spliced from 17 exons. NCBI's taxonomy places the organism in Eukaryota, Metazoa, Chordata, Actinopteri, Characiformes, Serrasalmidae. The coding region runs from base 167 to 1771 and encodes 534 amino acids.
UAAAUCCACAGUGGGGCAGAUUAGCAGGGCUGGUAAAUAUCGAGUUAGUGUGAAACCGCCAUACCGGUACCCCGAUUAAUCGUCAAAUGCGCGCGCCUAAGGGUCACUUCCUGUUGCUCUCACGGUAAAGCAGGUAAAGAAGGUAAAGCUGGUAACUUUCUCCUCAAUGGCGACUGAAGAAGAGAAGCAAAUGAGGAAUAUAAACGAGCUCUCGGAUCAAGCGAUCCGACAGUACGAGAGCCUUCGGAAAGAGCAUGAGAAAACCAAGAUGGAGUGUAAGCAGCUGAAGCAGGAGCGAGAUGAGGCCCUACGGAAGCUGGAGGACUUCGAAAGAGUGUCCCACAGGGUGCUGCAGGAGGUCAACAGCAUGCAGGAGAACCUGGAGGUUGAGAAGACCUGCAGGGAGACAGUUGAGGCCCUGGCAACAAAGCUGAACAGACAGAACCGUUCUCUGAAGAGGAAGAGUAUGAUGUACCUGGCCCACCUGGGUUCUGAUGUUCUCGCUAAGAUCAAUUUGGAUGAUGAUGAAGUUGAUGAUCAGCAGGAGGAGGAGUCUGGAACCUGUAGCUCCACCCACUGUCACACCAUCAUCUCAGAGCUGAGGGGUAAAUUAGAGUUGGCUCAGGAGGAGAAAAAAUGCUUGGCCAUUGAUCUGGAGGAGGCAAAAGAUCAGCACCGCAAAACCAGAGAGGAACUCCUGAGAGAAAAACAUGAUAAUACUGUUUUGAUUGCUGAAACGCUUCAACAAAAGAAGCUCUUGGGAAAAUAUAACAGAGUGUCCAAGUAUGCAGUAGAGGAGUACGAGGCCCUGCAAGCUGACCUGGAGCUGGAGAAAGACCUGCGAGCAGAGGCUGAGAAGUUUGCACAAGAGAUGCUGGUGGAGCAGAAGAAGAUGAAAAGACAGAGUAAAGUUCUGCUGCAGACCAUGUCUCCUUCAGAAGCUCUGCAGUGUGCUCUCAAAGAAAUCACAUCCCUCACACACAAGCUGGAGACACAGAGACUCGAGCACCAACAACAGCUGAAGCGUUUGCAGGAUGAACUGCAUGGCUCUGAUUGGAGGAAACAACUGUCAGCAUUAGAGAAGAAGGCGGAGCUUCUGGAGGAGGAGAGGAGAGAGAUGCUGGAGAAAUGUAGCAGAGCGGAGAUCGAGGCAAAAGACCUACGCUUUACAGUGGAAGAACUGCAGAAGAAACUCCAGCAGGUAUCUAACCCUGUUCCUGCCCCUCCACCUCCUCCACCUCCCCCACCUCCACCACCACCUCCUCCACCUUCAGCACCGACCAACCCACUUAGCUCCCUCCUGUCAAUGCUCCGUAAGAAAAAAGACGCCAAUAAUGACAUUCCUCUGGUGGAAAAAGACUCUCCAGCAAAAGAACCAGAGAAAGACAUUAGGCAGCAGGCCGUGGCAGAGAUGAUGGAACGAAUCAAAAGAGGCAUUCAGCUUCGGCCAGUUGGCCAGACAAGCAACAGAGCCAAAUCACCACAGAGAGAGCGAAUACCAUCUGGUUCUGCCAUUCAGGAGCUUAAAGGAAUUUUGAGCUCGGUGAAACGCCCCUCCCCAUGUCCAUCCCCUCCUGCACGGCCCUCGUCCCCUGAACCACAGUCUGAACUGCAGAAAGUGCUAUUGAAACGCCGUGGUGCGCUGGAGACGACACAGGACAGCACAUUGUCCUCACAGCCCUUUCCCAGCAGUGUUCUGGACCUGACCCGUGUUAAGCACACUCCCACUGGCCCUGGACAGAGCACAAACCACACAACUACGCAGCACUGACGCCUAGAGACACCUGAAACUCCUACCCCAGUUUUACCAGCUGCAGUGGAGGCGAUUCUCUUUAUUUCUCUCUGGAGCUCAUGGCCCAUCCUGAUGAUCUAAACGGAAGAAACACACGUAUUUUGAAACAGACAGCAGCAAAGUAUACUGUGAAAACUUUUAGGCACUUGAGAAAAUGUCAUUUAAAAAGCUAACUAUCUGGACGGGAAGCAUUUAUUUGCUCAAAAAGGCUAAUAUUAGAAUAAAGACAUUCAUAUUAACACAA